Molecule: messenger RNA, 917 nt
Organism: Jatropha curcas
Lineage: Eukaryota; Viridiplantae; Streptophyta; Magnoliopsida; Malpighiales; Euphorbiaceae
Product: Ribosomal protein S16 family protein
Biological process (GO): mitochondrial translation
Cellular component (GO): ribosome; small ribosomal subunit
Molecular function (GO): structural constituent of ribosome
Source: RefSeq, a predicted model, not a curated record
GACUCUCGCAUUUUAUCACUCAAAAAUCGUGUAAAACCCAAAACCCUAGCUGCUAGUGAGUUGAAGGAUUCAGUUCUUUACUCUUGUCGAUUUCCCUCGUAAAAUCAAUUCAACGAAUUAAAGCAGGUUACAGAAGAUGGUGGUAAGGAUCCGAUUGUCGAGAUUCGGGUGCAAAAACAAGCCUUUUUAUCGGGUAAUGGCCGCUGAUAGCAGAUCCCCUAGAGAUGGCAAACACCUUGAAGUCCUUGGUUACUACAACCCCCUUCCAGGUCAAGAUGGGGGCAAAAGGAUGGGUCUUAAUUUUGAGAGAGUGAAGUAUUGGUUAUCUGUUGGUGCUCAGCCUUCAGAUCCUGUCCAGCGAAUUCUUUUCAGGGCAGGGGUACUGCCUCCACCCCCAAUGGCUGCAAUAGCACGUAAAGGUGGACCUCGUGACACACGUCCAGUUGAUCCAAUGAGUGGGCGUAUUUUGGAACCAGAGAAGGCAGCCAAUGCUAGCGAGAAUGCGGAAGCUGGAACAUCCACCCAAUGAGACUUCAAUCUCCUUUUGUUUGUCUGAUAUAUUUUUUCUCUUUUAUGGAUGAGGAAAAAGCUGUCUUUGGGUGGGGAGAGUAGGUGCAGCUCAACCCAAUACUUCCACUGCGAUUGUUAGACAAGUGAAUAUUGUGAAAAAUAACUCCAUGUGAGCAUGAUAAUCCAGUGGUUACCAUAUGGUUUAUUGAAUUUCUAGUAUGUUUUGGAAAGAGCUUUAAAUUUAUGUUGCUUUGUUCAAAGUUGUUCUUGCUCCUCCUAGUGUCUAGGCCCUAUUCUGGUCUAUUAUGGUUGAAUUUAAGGCAUAAAACAAGAAAGCUGCUUGGGGCUAUUCUGUAACCAUUUAUUCCAGCAGGCAGAACCUGAAUUAAACAAAUUCAUGCAGUGAA